Molecule: messenger RNA, 1215 nt
Organism: Triticum turgidum subsp. durum (durum wheat)
Lineage: Eukaryota; Viridiplantae; Streptophyta; Magnoliopsida; Poales; Poaceae
Source: the annotation of a GenBank genome assembly
AUGAUACCCCAACCUGAGAACUGCAAGCUCAUGAAUCCUAGCUCAAAUAUGUCUUCCAUGGAGGAGCCUCUGCUGCCUCUAUUCCAGCGUAAUCAGAAGUAUUCUUCCUCCAAGCAAGACAGAAGCAAAUCAUGCGAUGUCCCAAACAGGUGUGCACCUUCCUUUCAUCCAGACACUAAUGUCAAAGCUAGCCUCAGUACUCUCAAUCAUCCUCCAGCCACUAAUGAAAACACCAAUAUAGUAUCCACGCCGACUUUACAGCGGGUGCAUUCUUCACCUUCUAUAUUCACAUCAAUCAAAGAAGCUCCCUGUGCACAUGAGCUUGGCAAGCAAAGCCCUUCUGCACAAUACACACCAUCAAUUACAAGGCAAGCUAUUGUUAGUGUCAUCCUAUACAUCUCAAUAGGAGUCACGGUGUACAUGACAAAUGUUGAAGGCUUCAAGGGGAAAUCCACGUUUAAGUUAGUGGAUGCCCUGUACUUCACCAUCAUAAGCUUGUGCACCAUUGGGUAUGGUGACAUAGUCCCUUGCACUACCUUCACAAAGGUGUUCACAUGCUUGUUUCUACUAAUAGGUGUUCGCUUUGUUGACAUUAUGCUAAAUGGACUGUUGACAAAUGUGCUAGACAAGCAGAGAACAGUCCUACUUAGCACAAUGGAUGACAAUAAGCUGAACAGGGUAUUUGACACAUACAUGAUCGAUGCUGAAAAGAAAAGGUCAAGAGGGAAGAUGAAAGUACUACUUGCACUAGGCGUUGUUGCAGGGACUAUCUCAAUUUGUACAAUCAUAGUACAUGAGGUGGAGGGCCUAAAUUGGAUUGACAGCUUCUAUUUAUCAGUCAUUUCUGUGACAACAGUUGGAUAUGGGGAUUAUGGCUUCUCAACUACAGCUGGAAGGCUCUCCGCGACUGUGUGUCUGUUGGUGAGCACGUUGGCAGUUGGCAAGGCAUUCUUGUUCCUAACGGAUCUAAGGAUGGACAGAAGGAACCGACGAACUACAAAAUGGAUCCUCCAGAAGAAAAUGGACAAUGAGCCGCUUGCUGCAGACCUUGAUAACAAUGCAGCUGUAAGCAAAUCAGAUUUUAUGAUCUACAAGCUGAAAGAGAUGGGGAAGAUCGACGAGAAAGAUGUCACGAUGAUCUCAGACCAGUUUGAUCAGCUAGGCCUUGCAAAAUGUGGAAAUGUUGCUCUUGCUGACAUAAUUGGAAACUUAUGA